GAAAAACCUACGCCUCACAGAAAAUUUCCAGCCCGAUCCCUCUGUACUCCACGUCCCGAGUUGAAUCUGAGUAACUCGACUUCGACCUUCACACCCACCGACCAGAUACCCCCAUAGACUAAUCGGCAGUCAGACAAAAUGGGCAAGGGACUCAAGAAGCACCAGAAGCGCCUUAGCGCGCCUUCGCACUGGCUCCUGGACAAGCUGUCCGGAACCUACGCUCCCCGCCCCUCGGCCGGUCCUCACAAGCUUCGCGACUGCUUGCCGCUGAUUGUCUUCCUCCGCAACCGCCUCAAGUACGCCCUCAACUUCCGCGAGACCCGCUCCAUCCUCAUGCAGCGCCUCAUCAAGGUCGACGGCAAGGUCCGCACCGACAUGACCUACCCCGCCGGCUUCAUGGACGUCAUCACCAUCGACAAGACUGGCGAGAACUUCCGUCUCAUCUACGACACCAAGGGCCGCUUCACCGUCCACCGUAUCCAGGCCGAGGAGGCCGAGUACAAGCUCGGCAAGGUCAAGCGCGUUCAGCUUGGCCGCGGUGGAAUCCCAUUCUUGGUCACGCACGAUGCGAGAACCAUCCGCUACCCUGACCCCCUCGUCAAGGUCAACGACACCGUCAAGAUCAACCUUGCCACCGGCAAGAUUGAGGACUUCAUCAAGUUCGACACCGGCUCCAUUGCCAUGGUCACCGGUGGUCGCAACAUGGGUCGUGUCGGUGUCAUCACCCACCGUGAGCGCCACGACGGAGGUUUCAACAUUGUCCACAUCAAGGACGCCAUCGACAACACCUUCGCCACCCGUGAGUCCAACGUCUUCGUCAUCGGCUCCGAGAAGCCCUGGAUCUCCCUGCCCAAGGGCAAGGGUGUCAAGCUCUCCAUCGCCGAGGAGCGUGACCGCCGUCGCGCCAACGCCCUCGCCGGCAACUAAGCGUCUUGUCUUCUACGAAAUGAUGAAGGUUGCGCAUGAGUCUGCUGCGUGUGCUGCAGUUGGGUUGCUCCGAAAGGUGACACCUCGGCUGCGUUGCUACACACUUUCGUGAAUGUCUCUUCUCGGGGACGGAAACGGUUAUUUGGGUCGGGCAAAUGGGAUUGAGCAUGAUCAAAAAAUUACGGAGUCUAGGGCUGAUUUUAGAGUUGUCGGCUUCGACUACCCUGCAGAUAGCUGCGGCCAAUACCAAGCCAUUGAAGGUCACUCUUCCGCC
Molecule: messenger RNA, 1201 nt
Organism: Colletotrichum scovillei
Lineage: Eukaryota; Fungi; Ascomycota; Sordariomycetes; Glomerellales; Glomerellaceae
Product: ribosomal family S4e
Exons: 3
Coding region: 139-927 (262 amino acids)
Biological process (GO): translation
Cellular component (GO): cytosolic small ribosomal subunit; ribosome
Molecular function (GO): RNA binding; structural constituent of ribosome
Source: RefSeq, a predicted model, not a curated record